Gossypium raimondii (Peruvian cotton) is the source of this 1192-nucleotide messenger RNA. Its product is annotated as mitochondrial uncoupling protein 5. Gene Ontology annotation, molecular function: thiosulfate transmembrane transporter activity; malate transmembrane transporter activity; succinate transmembrane transporter activity. Gene Ontology annotation, cellular component: mitochondrial membrane. The record is from RefSeq and is a predicted model, not a curated record. Gene Ontology annotation, biological process: phosphate ion transmembrane transport; malate transmembrane transport; oxaloacetate transport. NCBI's taxonomy places the organism in Eukaryota, Viridiplantae, Streptophyta, Magnoliopsida, Malvales, Malvaceae. The transcript has a single exon. The coding region runs from base 78 to 1028 and encodes 316 amino acids.
CUGCACUUCUUUCCAACACAACACAUAUUUCUUCCAUUUUCUCUCUUUUACUUCCUUACUUUUCUCCAAUUGCAACCAUGGGUUUGAAAGGUUUCGUUGAGGGAGGCAUUGCAUCUAUCGUCGCCGGCGCUUCAACUCAUCCUCUCGACCUUAUCAAGGUCCGUAUGCAACUUCAAGGUGAAUCUCAUCUCCCUAAUCCUUCCCUUCAACUUUAUCGUCCGGCACUUGCCGUCAACUCUGCUGCCGUUGGGAAUGUUUCGAUCUCGCAACCUCGUGUUGGUCCCAUUUCCAUCGGUGUCCGUAUCAUCCAAUUGGAAGGUGUAGCGGCUCUUUUCUCCGGUGUCUCCGCCACGAUGCUUCGACAAACGUUGUAUUCUACCACCCGUAUGGGACUUUAUGAAAUUAUAAAGAACAAAUGGACUGACAAGGAAACUGGGAAUUUGCCACUUACGAGCAAGAUAUUGGCUGGACUUAUUGCCGGGGGUGUCGGCGCCGCCGUUGGCAACCCCGCUGACGUAGCAAUGGUUCGAAUGCAAGCUGAUGGGCGACUCCCUAUUGAUCAGCGACGCAAUUACAAGAGUGUGAUCGAUGCAUUGAGUCGAAUGACAAAACAAGAAGGUGUGAGCAGCUUGUGGCGCGGCUCAGCUCUCACGGUGAAUCGCGCAAUGAUCGUCACCGCAUCGCAGCUCGCGACGUACGAUCAAGUCAAGGAGACGAUACUGGAAAAAGGAGUGAUGGGUGAUGGGAUUGGAACCCACGUAACGGCCAGCUUCGCGGCGGGGUUCGUGGCGGCAGUGGCGUCCAACCCCAUUGACGUGAUCAAGACGAGGGUGAUGAACAUGAAGGUGGCGCCUGGGGCGGAACCGCCGUACUCGGGUGCUUUGGAUUGUGCAUUGAAGACGGUAAGAGCGGAGGGGCCUAUGGCAUUGUACAAAGGCUUCAUCCCCACAAUUUCAAGGCAGGGACCGUUCACGGUGGUGCUGUUUGUGACAUUGGAGCAAGUGAGGAAGCUGCUCAAAGAUUUUUGAUCGUUGAAUUAACGAUGAACAACGAAAUUGGUUUAACCAAUUUGAAAUUUAACCAAAUUUAAAUUUAAAUUAUUAAAAAUUGAGGAGAUGUAUCAUUUAACCAAAAGCUGUAAGUGAAAGAUUCUUUACAUGCAUUAAAUAAAAAUUCCAAAAUUCAACCCAAA